Messenger RNA from Arthroderma uncinatum, 1812 nucleotides. RefSeq lists its product as uncharacterized. The record is from RefSeq and is a predicted model, not a curated record. The coding region runs from base 1 to 1812 and encodes 603 amino acids. NCBI's taxonomy places the organism in Eukaryota, Fungi, Ascomycota, Eurotiomycetes, Onygenales, Arthrodermataceae. The transcript has 2 exons.
AUGGCAACCCGCAGGUCUGCCCGGCUGCGAGGCCAGACGCCAGCAACUGAGCCUCUUAACACGAAUAUCACACGCUCUCCGUCCAAGCGCUCAUUGGAGAAAUGUGAAGAAGACCCCUCGAUCGAGACCAAGAAACUCCUUGAUUCGGUCCCCUCUACGCCCAAAACAAACCCCUCCAAAGCCAUAACUACUCCUGUGCUGGCAUCCAAGACCAAAAAUAAAGCAAACCCAAAAACCCCUGAGAACCACAGCGCUGUCAAACCUAGCAUUGGAGAAAUGCAUCCCAGUAAGGUUCAGCAAAGCACAACAAAGCAACCAGAUUCUGGGCUACAGUUGGGAUUCCGACCUAUCCAGGAUAACUCCAAAGGCUCGGCACAGCUUGUCCCUUCUGUAAUCAACACACCGUCAAAACGCAGGGUUUCCAACGGAGACGAACUCGGCAAAAUGGGCUUCGACUUCAAAUUUUCCUGUGGGGAAUCCCAACUCAGCCAAGAGGCGAAGAAAAUUAUGGAAGGACUCCGAGAGGAAGCAGCAAGAAUUAAAUCUAAGAUGGUGAUUGAACAAAAUGCACAAAAGCGUAAAGAUGAGGAGGCUGAAGCCCAGCCCACAAUUCGAAAGAUCGCGAAACCAAAAGGAAUUGCAAGCCGUUAUAGUGCUGCCCACAUGGCUCAAUUUCGAAAGAUGGACUCCAUUGCAGGACACCCUUCGUCCUUCAGAGCUCGAAUUGAAACCGGCGGAACAUCACCGACUAAAUCCCUGAAACGCAAAAGCUCAAAGGCCCAACUUGGCGAAUUGGAGAAAGAAGCCCCGACAAAAACUGGUAUUACACCAGCUUCUAGAGCUAUGUCGACCAGCCAUAUCGCACAACGACGCGAAACUCAAGGAAGCGGUAACACUUCCACCAGGUUACCCCUAUCGGGCGGUGCACAGACUCAGAACAGGACUCCUCCAAGUUCUUCUAUCAGCUUUGAUAAAGCUAAAUUUACUACUCCACAAAAGCCUACCAUUCCUCGCUCUACAAGCGUGAGGCAUCCCCAUACCGUGAAGGCUCCCUCGAUACCACGCACGCCAUCCUGCAAAAGCUUGUUCGCGCCCAAGACCCCUCAAACGGAUCUUAAAUACAAAUCAAAAAUGCCCACACUCAAGUCUAUUCUUCGUCGACCACAGCCCCUUUUCUCAAAUGACCCUGAGAAGAUUGCUGCUGGUACUCACCAGCCCUUACCGCGACCAGAUUUCGACAACAAGUUACUGGGGCUAUCAGAUAACCUUAAACCCUCUAUGUCGGUUACAUCAACUAGGAAGACUGUAGACUUCUCAGCCAGCACAAGGCUUCGUGAUGCUUGCAAUGAUGCAUCCCCAUCUGCGGUUGCUUCCAGAUCCCAGCCCAGUGGCCCCCGGGAGGUUAUUUACCCAACUCUUCCGCCCACUACCCCACCGCAUGAACGGAGAGUUCCUGGUUUUACUUUCAAAAUACAUUCACCCACGGUUCGGGAGGUUACUUCUCCUCAUGCAUCUAGCAAUUUACCAGCGUGCCCAGAACGUUCUCCCAUUCCCCACGGAAUUAUGAACAAAAAGCGACGUCGCGAUGACGUUGAUGAGGAACCUCAGACACCCCGGAAUGACCGCUUCAUCAAACGCCUUAAACAAAACCCAACCACGCCUCCAGCAAUGCAAACCCCUAGUCCCGUCAAGAGGCGCCUACCCGCUAGUGUUACCCCGAGACGUGGCACUCCUAGCAACAAAAUGCAGCGGGGCAAGGGCCUCACCCUUAGCCGGCUGAAUUUCCUUGCAACUCCCAAACUCCGCCGCUAA